Messenger RNA from Miscanthus lutarioriparius, 390 nucleotides. NCBI's taxonomy places the organism in Eukaryota, Viridiplantae, Streptophyta, Magnoliopsida, Poales, Poaceae. The record is from the annotation of a GenBank genome assembly.
AUGUGCAUUGAGAAUCUGACACCUUGGUUGAAACUUCUUCCAUGUCGUGACAAAGCUGGGAUAGCUUCUUUGCUGUACAGGCCUUCAAUUUACAAAGGAUAUUACCAUUCGCAAAAACUGAAACUGAGAUCCUCCAAGUCACUUUGUAUUAUUCUUGAUCAAACUUUGACUGUUGUGCUGCAACCAAAUACUGGAUUCCUGCAUAUAGAUGAAUAUCCUCCUGAUGCUAAUCAAGGAUUUGACAUUCCUUCAGCUUUGGUUAGCUUUCCUGAGUUCAGUUCUGCUCGAAGUUACCCUGAAAUUGAUCCAGUACUUGGAUCUCCUUUACUACAAAAUUUCCAGAAAAAUGGUUACUUUAGACUUCAGAUGAUAAUUUGGUUGAUGCCUUGA